CUGUAUGAUGUGUCAACAAUUUAGGUUCUUUUACGACGUCAAUGAGGACGGCGGGGGAGAAGAAUCUAGAAUAUUUACAUUUACUAUUUGAGCUUGAAUUGGACGGGACGGUGUUACGUUAGGUCUCUCUUGAAUGACGACAUAAGGUCUUGAGGAGAUGAGCUCACUGCACAAACACAAAAGACGGAUCAUGAAGCCGUUUAGUGUCAGCUAUCUACUACGCCCUUAUGUGUUAGUUUUGCUGUUUCAUGUAUGGAACAAUGUUAUCUUUUGUAAUGCAAUAGAGGACCAGCAUCACGAGGUCUCAUAUCUCCAUGGUGGAACCGUGUGCUUCACAUGUCCCCCAGGAACAUUCAGAUACAGACACUGCUCAAGGAACUUCACAUCCUCCGACUGUCGACCGUGUCCGCCUCAAACCUUCCAGUCCCACCACACACAGGCUCGACGGUGCCAAAACUGUCUUCAAGAAUGUCUACACGACACCAACAUGGUGGCUGUGAAAGCCUGCAGCAGGACAGCUGACCUGACUUGCAAGUGUAGAGAUGGGUAUUACCUGCACAAUGAUGGAUUCACUCACACAUGCAAGAAGCACACACCCUGUGAUAGGGAUCAGUACACUUUACAAAAUGGCACAGCCACGUCGGACUUCGUCUGCUCCAUGUGCCCAGAGAAUCAGUUCUACAAAGGUCAAGGACAGUGUGUGUCGUGUACAUCCUGUGAAUCUAUGAACAAGACACAACUGACGCCAUGUAGUUCUGAUGAGGAUGCAACAUGUCACGAAACACAGAGCACGUCAGUGACAGAGAUGACAGCACACAAUCCAAGCGAAAGUAACAACACUCCUUUCAUCAUUGCUGGAAUAUUGGGAGUCGCCAUUGUGGUUGUUGUGGCAGCGUUGGCUCUUAUAUUUCACUACAAGAGAAGGGAGCACACCAUCACUUUGCCGCUCAAUGUAGAAAGUCCCGACCCUGGAAAGCCGGAUGCCACAUCUUUACCACUUCUUGCUCAACGACAAGUGUCUUCCUCCUCGUCCACAUAUCAUCCUGCAGAGUUCCCGGAACUUGCGGAUCCGACUACAUGGACAAUGGAAGUAUUUCUGAUAUUAUCCCGAAGGCUCACACAAAACUGGAAAGCGUUUAUGCGGAAUCUACCAGGCGAUGCUACCUACAAUGCUGAGGUUCACUACAAGUGUGAACAAGUAGAACUGGAUGUUCAAGGGAUUCCUGAGCGGGUGUAUCAAAUGUUACAGUGGUGGUCAGUAUCCCAGUCUGGGCCUGACGUUUCAGUGGACAAUAUACUCUACACACUUCAUAAAAUCGGCGGCUGUGAAGAUGUACAAAAAGAAAUCAGACGUCACUGUUCAAAACUAACAAGAAGAAAAGCAAAGAAUAAUUCAAGCGCUAACGAUAAUAAUGACGCCUUAGCAGAAAGUGGUAGACUAAUGACGUCAUAGCAGAGUUGGUCGAAACAAUGACGUCAUUGCUGCCAGCAGGACUCUAAUUGCGUUACAGCAGAGAAUGAAUGGACAACAAUGACGCCAUAGCAGAAGUUAGGACACGUAUGACAUCACAGCUGAAAAUGAGUGGCCAACGAUGACGUCAUAACAAAGUGGGACACUAAUGACGUCAUAGCUGGUGUGGGUGGACGACAAUUGACAAUUAAGUUUUAGUCGAACUUUCUAACAACACCUGUUCGUCUGCUAAUAACACGACAUAAAUAUAUUGACUUUUGGAGAUACUCAUUUGAGAUUUUCCACACUGUGAGUAGCCAUGUGUAUAUCAAUGGUUCGUAGUAUUUGAGGGCAGAAUAUUAAAAAAAAUUAAGACAAACUCUGUUGACAUUUCGAUUUCAAGACAAAUCGACAGUCACAUGACUGACACGCAUUAUGACAGGCGUGUGUUUAUUUUAUGCUUGACUGAUUUCGAAGUACGAACAGUACAUAAUAAAUGACAAACAAUC
Haliotis rubra (blacklip abalone) is the source of this 1959-nucleotide messenger RNA. RefSeq names its product tumor necrosis factor receptor superfamily member 25-like. The record is from RefSeq and is a predicted model, not a curated record. The transcript is spliced from 8 exons. Gene Ontology annotation, molecular function: protein binding. Bases 158 to 1453 code for a protein of 431 amino acids. Lineage: Eukaryota; Metazoa; Mollusca; Gastropoda; Lepetellida; Haliotidae. Gene Ontology annotation, biological process: signal transduction.